Molecule: messenger RNA, 4705 nt
Organism: Coregonus clupeaformis (lake whitefish)
Lineage: Eukaryota; Metazoa; Chordata; Actinopteri; Salmoniformes; Salmonidae
Product: solute carrier family 25 member 36-A
Exons: 7
Coding region: 375-1316 (313 amino acids)
Biological process (GO): pyrimidine nucleotide import into mitochondrion
Cellular component (GO): mitochondrion
Molecular function (GO): pyrimidine nucleotide transmembrane transporter activity
Source: RefSeq, a predicted model, not a curated record
UGAGGUAAGGCGUGAAGGCGAGCAAUGUAAGAGUCAUGCGGAAGGUGUGUCGGGGUAUAAGUAUAUCACAACGAAUUUCAUUUAUUCACUAGAAAAAGACAUCCACUAUGGCAAAAUAGUAUCCCUGUUAACACGGAAGAGACGCAAAGUCACUGUCGAGACCGCGAGGUUUUCAAUCGGGGGAAGGCAACUGUUAGCCUGGGACGCUAGUUAGCUAACGUUACAUAUACUCAUUUUUGCUAGCAACUGACCUCCACCACAACACGGCGCAUUGGACUAGUGAUCAAUAAGUGACUCAUUCCUUGUCGUCAGCCCUCCUUGUCUCCCAACCCAAAGUGGUGCCCUGCGUACGCGUCCUGGGAAUAUGAGACAGAAUGAGUCAGAGAGAUACCCUGGUUCAUCUGUUUGCUGGAGGGUGUGGGGGAACGGUAGGAGCCAUCCUGACCUGUCCCCUGGAGGUGGUGAAGACCAGACUCCAGUCAUCCCACAUCACACUCUACGUGUCUGAGGUGCAGCUCAGUACCGUCAAUGGGCCCAGCGUAGCACGUAUGUCCCCUCCAGGACCCCUGCACUGCCUCAAGUUGAUUCUUGAGAAAGAAGGAGCCCGCUCUCUGUUCAGGGGCCUGGGGCCUAACCUAGUGGGCGUGGCCCCCUCCAGAGCCAUCUAUUUUGCUGCGUACUCCAGUGCCAAAGAGAGACUGAAUGAAGUGUUUGAGCCGGACUCUACACAGGUCCACAUGGUAUCUGCUGGCUUGGCAGGGUUCACAGCAAUCACAGCUACCAACCCGAUCUGGCUCAUCAAGACUCGCAUGCAGCUGGACUCCAGGAACCGCGGGGAGAAGCCCAUGAAUGCGUUUGAUUGUUUGCGGCGGGUGUACCAGACAGAAGGCCUGCGAGGGUUCUACCGGGGAAUGUCAGCGUCCUACGCUGGAAUCUCAGAGACUGUGAUCCAUUUUGUCAUCUAUGAGAGCAUCAAGCGUCGCCUCAUGGAGGCCAAGGCCGCGCAGCACAUGGACGAGGAGGUGGAGGAGGAUUCGUCCAAGGAUGCCUCGGACUUUGUGGGGAUGAUGCUCGCCGCCGCCACCUCCAAGACCUGUGCCACGUCCAUCGCUUACCCCCACGAAGUGAUCCGGACCCGGUUACGGGAGGAAGGCACCAAGUACCGUUCCUUCUUCCAGACUCUGACCACGGUGCCCAAGGAAGAGGGCUACCGGGCGCUGUACCGCGGCCUCACCACCCACCUGGUGCGCCAGAUCCCUAACACCGCCAUCAUGAUGUGCACCUACGAGCUAGUGGUCUACAUGCUGAACGGUUAACCUUUGACCCUUGACCUAUGACCCCAGAUUAAACCCCAGAGAGAGAUGGGCCGACGCCCCACGUGGACGGAUGGCAUAAAGAGACCCCCGAGAAACUAAACAGGAGAGGGACCAGGGACUGUCAUCUCUCCCACCUCCAGUCCCUCCAUCCGGUCUGUCUAAAACUAAACAGGAGAGGGAGCAGGGACUGUCAUCUCUCCCACCUCCAGUCCCUCCAUCCGGUCUGUCUAAAACUAAACAGGAGAGGGAGCAGGGACUGUCAUCUCUCCCACCUCCAGUCCCUCCAUCCUGUCUGUCUAAAACUAAACAGGAGAGGGAGCAGGGACUGUCAUCUCUCCCACCUCCAGUCCCUCCAUCCUGUCUGUCUAAAACUAAACAGGAGAGGGACCAGGGACUGUCAUCUCUCCCACCUCCAGUCCCUCCAUCCUGUCUGUCUAAAACUAAACAGGAGAGGGACCAGGGACUGUCAUCUCUCCCACCUCCAGUCCCUCCAUCCGGUCUGUCUAAAACUAAAGCAAAUUGUCCCAAAAGCACCCUGUUUUUUGGCAUGGAGAGUUUUAGGGUUGUUUUCAGGGGUGCACGACACAGGAAGAGGGGUUGGUAGACAGGAAAUCACCAUGUUGGUUUUGGGGAUAUGGUUUAAAGGUGUUUAAAAAGAAGCUGUCUCAUUGAAAAUUAGUCCUUAGGAGCCCUUUCUCUCUCUCCUUUUCUUGCCCUCCUCUCUUAUUGUGUCUCUCCUAAAUAAGCUUCUUUACAAGCGCAUAGCUUACUGGAGCAGGUACAUUGGGGAGAACACUCAAGCUAUUUUAGAUUCUUAACAAUACUAAUCAUUUCUCUGGUUUGUGUGUCAAGGGGGCAAUUGGUAGUAGAGGCUUGUUGAGUGCAGGGAGGUCUUGAGGUGAGGAUAGGGUUGGAGGUUGGAGCGAGGUGGAUAGGGCAUGUGCCUUGUCUUGCGUGAAGACUUGAGCAGACCUGUAUAGAUGUGAGGUUGAGGAGGGGGCGCAAAGGUCAGACCAGCCCUGGUUUCUGGAUCUCAGUAGACCACAGUUGGACCGCAGGCAUUCAGAACCACACAUAGUGCUGGUCGGGUCCACUUUGCACUCAGGACCAAGCCUGGUCUCCUCCACCCUAGUUGGUCAACAAGCACACAGAUUGUCCCUACAGGGGCUAGUCCACUCUGACAAACCUAACCUCUGAGACUGGCUGGCCCUGACUGACAUCCUGACUAACACUAUAGGCAUUGAUACUCUUGACUCAUACUGGAAGCUUAAACAUAUGCAGCAGCACACACAGUGUUCUCUUUGUGUGUGUGUUCUGUAGAGCAAGUAGGGUGUUAGUAAGAUCCUUUGACCCACUCCCUCAUAGCACCCAGACUGACCACAAUCAUCCGGUCAAUCAUAACUACUUGAAUGUUAACCAACACAAGGAAUAACAAACUAAAGACUAUGGAGCAUUGUCUCACAUCAGAUGGCAACCUUGUGAAUAUUCUAAGACAGAAAAAAUGAUAACAGAAAAUACAAAAGUUUACAAACUUAACAAGACAAUUAUAAUAAUGAUAAUUAUAUGAAAAAGUAUAUAUUAAUGUCUUCAUAAGAUGUAACAUUGUUGCAUUUUUCUGCCCAGUCAUGGGAGUGUAAACUAUAUGUUUUGGGGGGGGAUUGGGGAGUGAACCUCUGAACCCCCAAGGUUUCCCCUCCUCCCUUAGACAUAUGUGUGAUUUUUUUAAUGCACUUUUCUGUAGACCUGCUCUGACCUACAGUUGCAUCUCUUCUUUCUCUGCCUCAGAAUCCAAGCAAGUGUUACAGAUGAGACAAUCCUCUUUCCAGUCUUCACUUUGGGAAUAGAUGGGGAUACUCUAGAGUGUAUGUGUUUGAAAUGCUACACUAUAAGGAGACCCUAUGUUGUCUAUCCCCAUACUUUAUGCAGUAUAUGUGUGGUUUAACAAGUGUUUUUUAAAGAAAACAAGAUGACUGCAUUUCAAACCGAUUUUCAAAAAUGUUUCAUUUUGAAACUUUUUUUGGGGGGGGUUGUCAUUUUUAAUCUGACUCUUUUUUGAUGCCUUGCCUUGAAAACAGAAAGAUGCUUGCUCUCUACUUCUUUCACCUCCCUUUAUUUAGCUGUUUUUCCUGUUAUUUUCUGUCUGUCAUUUUCAAACUGUGAGAACUCAAUGUUCAUAAUCUCCUUGUCUAGCUGUUGUUUACGUUCAGCCUUGUGUAACCAUGGAGACACUCUCACCUACUGACCUUUCCCCGCUCAAUUGAUACGAGCACAAAGAGCCUUUCCAGCACAUGUAAGCUUCACUGCAGCCAUUGUCAAAUAGCCACAGGUCACACUAAUGCUAGAAAUAAGAAUUAGGUUCAUAACAUGCUGCCUGUUCCUUAAACAAAUUACUGUAUUGCUACUCAAUAUUCACUCUGGAGAGAGUAAUGACAUAACUGGAGUUGUAUCAAUAUCUAGGUAAACUGUAGCUAGUUUUCUCUUGAGAUAUGUGCACUGCUCAAAUGCAUCUCUUCACCCUUCAUGCCAGCUGGGGUCUGGGCGACAGGGCUGAGACAAUCCCUCCUGUGCCAUCAUGAAGGUUGUGGAAGCAACUAACAACCUCACUAAAACUGUAGGUAGUUAGACCCAUUUCUAAAAAGGGUCAAUGGUGAAAUCUGAAAUCAGCUUAUUCUGUAUCACCCUCACUGAACAUUCACAUCUUACUGCACACACAUGAAGUAUGCAUUAUAUCGGAGAACUGCUCUAUUAUAAUUAAUGCAUAGAGCAGGAUAAAUAUCUACAGAUUAUUGAUACGUCUGUUCAAUUUGCGCUGCAAUCUCUGAAACCUGAGCUAGUGUAGUGGGUGGUUCCAUUGCUGCUAGUACACCCACUGGCAGCAGACAAACUCCGCAAACUAAACUAUCUUCUGUUGGAAAGCUCUACUGAGUGACUACAGCAGGGGUUUCCCAGCCCCCUCCUCAGGAACCACCAGACGGCACACCUGAUUCAAUUAGUCAACUAUCACCAAGCCCUUGGCUAAUUGAGUUGUGCCAUUUCGGGGCUCCAAUUAAUAUGUGAACCAUCUGGUGGUCCCCGAGGAGAGGUUUGGGAAAUAUUAUACUACACCAGGGAUAGGCAACUUUGAUGGGGGAGGGACACACAAAACAUUUGCUUGUGCAUCUGCAUACCCACAUCCAUACUCCCAAACACACACAUUAUGAGCAAAACAUUUUAGCGGCCCCCCUCUUGACAGCGGAUUGACAUUUUUUAAUGUUUGGAGUUAAUGUCGUGCAAUUCAACGUAGAGAAACUGCAGUUUUAAAGCAUGUUUUCUAUAAUUCUACAUAUUUUGCCAAGGGGUGGAGAAAAGCUGUUGCAAUUUUAUAACUAAUUUCAGGCAAUUCUACUCAU